Molecule: messenger RNA, 1217 nt
Organism: Vespa velutina
Lineage: Eukaryota; Metazoa; Arthropoda; Insecta; Hymenoptera; Vespidae
Product: apidaecins type 14-like
Exons: 16
Coding region: 170-1114 (314 amino acids)
Source: RefSeq, a predicted model, not a curated record
GGUAAUCAAAUUUCAGUGGUUCCCCGAUAUUCAUUAUAGAUGCCGAUACACAGUGAGUAUACCAAACUAGCAGAGAGAGGAAUAAGUAUAAAAGCAAUAUUAUGAGCCUUGUAGAGACAUCAUUUUCUUGUAAACUUUCGUCUAGAUAGCAACUAAGAACUCGAGAAAAAUGAGAAGCUUAGCAAUAACAGCGGCUUUAGCUGCUAUGCUUGUUAUCGUAGUUAAUGGAGAAACGUUCCAAUUACAUUCGGUAAACCCGCACGCCGUUAUCGUGAAAGAGACUGAAAUUCAUCAUCAAAAUCUUCAAGUACCCGAACUUCAAGAAUAUCAAAAACAAUUUGACGUGCGUAAACGACGUGAAGCUGAUCCUGAGCCUCAAAGACCAAGACCACAAGUUCCACUUCCGAGACCUGUACCUUUUCGACCUAGACCCCAACAAGUUCCUCCGCGUCCACCACACCCGAGACUUCGUCGGGAAGCUAAUCCUGAGUCUCAAAAACCAAGACCCCCACAAAUUACUCCGCGUCCGCCACACCCGAGACUUCGUCGGGAAGCUAAUCCUGAGUCUCAAAAACCAAGACCCCAACAAGUUCCUCCGCGUCCGCCACAUCCGAGACUUCGUCGUGAAGCUGAUCCUGAACCUCAAAGGCCAAGACCACUAGUCCCACAACCGAGACCUGUACCUUCUCGACCAAGACCCCAACAAGUUCCUCCGCGUCCGGCACACCCGAGACUUCGUCGUGAAGCUGAUCCUGAACCUCAAAGGCCAAGACCAUUAGUCCCACAACCGAGACCUGUACCUUCUCGACCAAGACCCCAACAAGUUCCUCCGCGUCCGGCACACCCGAGACUUCGUCGUGAAGCUGAUCCUGAACCUCAAAGGCCAAGACCACUAGUUCCACAACCGAGACCUGUACCUUCUCGACCAAGACCCCAACAAGUUCCUCCGCGUCCGGCACACCCGAGACUUCGUCGUGAAGCUGAUCCUGAACCUCAAAGGCCAAGACCACUAGUCCCACAACCGAGACCUGUACCUUCUCGACCAAGACCCCAACAAGUUCCUCCGCGUCCGGCACACCCGAGACUUCGUCGUGAAGCUGUUACUGAGUCUUAAAGACUAAAAAUUUAACAAGUUACACUACGUCCUUUACACUUGGUAAUAAUAUUAUCGUUAAUUAGAACAAUCUUUAAUAAAAAUUAUCACAUAUUCUUCCGUA